AUGAUUGUUGUGAAGACCUUGUCUGUCAUUUCCCUGUUGAGCUGGAUUACUUCUGCACGCAUCAUUAACGGCGCUGAGCAUACGCCUUAUCGUGGCGCAAACGUGAAGCGUGCCCUCGACAACUCAACCACCGAUGUCACUCUUGAAGACUAUGAAUAUGUGGUAGUCGGCUCUGGUCCCGGUGGCGCUCCUCUCGCCGCUAGACUAGCCAUUGCCGGCCACAGAGUCCUCCUGCUUGAGGCUGGUGACGACCAAACCAACACCACCGAGUAUACCGUCCCUGCCCUGCAUGCCGUUGGUAGCGAGACUGAGUCCAUGCGGUGGGACUACUUCGUGAAACACUUCGACGACGAGACAGAACUGAAGAGGGACACCAAGCUCACCUACGAAUUGUCUGAUGGCUCCCGCUACACUGGUGCUAAUCCACCCGAAGGUGCCACUCCACUCGGCACGCUGUACCCACGUGCUGGUUCCCUUGGUGGCUGCUCUAGCAUCAAUGCCCUGAUCACCACCUACCCUUACAAUAGCGAUUGGCAGUACAUUCAGGACAUCACAGGUGACGCCUCUUGGGCUCCUGACAACAUGCGCAAGUAUUUUGAGCGCCUAGAGAAGUCCCGCUACUUGCCUAGCAGCAUCGUCGGCCACGGCUUCAGUGGUUGGCUUGAGACCUCGGUCACUGACCUGACCCUGAUUGUCCAGGAUUUCAAAGUCCUCUCUCUGGUCCUGGCUGCUGCCACUGCUAUGGGCCAAAACAUUAUCGGCUCGCUCAUCACUACCGUGACUGGGCUUGCUCAGGUCCUGCUCCGUGACAUCAACAACCCAAGCCCGUCUCGUGACUCUACUGAGGGCUUAUGGCAGAUUCCCAUAGCCGUAAAUGUACCCGAGAGCAAGCGUGCUGGACCCGUCGACUUCCUCCACGAGGUUGUCAAUGCUAAGAACGACGACGGCACCCGCAAGUAUUAUCUUGACAUUCAGCUCAACACCUUAGUCACCACCGUAAGAUUCGAUCAGGGUACAACGGGCCAGCCCAGAGCUACUGGCGUCAACUUCCUCACUGGCAAAUCUCUUUAUGGUGCAGAUCCCCGCCGCCAGUCUGGAGCUGCAACAGGCAAGGGCACCAAGGGAGCUGUCACUGCUACACGAGAGGUCAUCCUGUCUGCUGGAGCUUUCAACACUCCCCAGAUCCUGAAGCUAUCGGGUGUUGGCCCUAGGGCCGAGCUCGAGAAGUUCGGCAUCGAAGUUGUCAAGGAGCUUCCUGGUGUUGGGACGAACCUUCAGGACCGCUACGAGGUCCCCGUCGUCGGUCAAGCUCCCAGCAAGCUCGCUCUAGUAAAGGACUGCACUUUCCUUAAAACCGAUAACGAUCCUUGUCUUGAGAAGUGGGAGACCCUUCCAAUCGCCAAGGGAGUAUAUGGUACCAACGGUGUCGCACUCGCCAUCACCAAGAAGGCUAGUAACUCGAUCAACGGCAACGCGGAUCUCUUAGUCGCUGGCUGGCCCGCUUACUUUAACGGCUAUUACCCCAAUUACUUUGAGAACGCUACAAACGGCUCUAACCACUGGACCUGGCUCACGCUCAAGGCCGAAUCUCGCAACAACGCUGGCACUGUUACCCUGCAGAGCGCUGAUCCUCAGGUUGUACCAGAGAUACGCAAGCGUAACUUCGAUGUCGGGGGUGAUGAGGAUCUUGACGCCAUUGUGGAGGGGCUCAAGUACGGUCGAGAGGCUUUUGAGGAUCUCAUUCCACUAGACGGCAAAUUCACGGAGGUCUGGCCUGGUAAGCAGGUUCAGACCGAUGCAGAGUGGAAGGAGUUCGCCAAAUACGAGGCCUGGGGUCACCACGCGUCUUGUACUUGCCCAAUCGGUGCGGACGACGACGAGAAUGCCGUUCUUGAUGGCGAUUUCAAGGUUCGCGGUAUCGAUGGUCUCCGUGUUGUUGAUGCCUCCUCUUUUCCCAAAAUCCCGGGUACUUAUCUGGCUCUUCCACUUUACAUGGUGUCGGAGAAGGCUUCAGAUGUUAUCCUUGCUAAUGCUACGACUUUGUAA
This is a messenger RNA of Dothidotthia symphoricarpi CBS 119687, 2046 nucleotides long. RefSeq names its product GMC oxidoreductase. Bases 1 to 2046 code for a protein of 681 amino acids. Gene Ontology annotation, molecular function: flavin adenine dinucleotide binding; oxidoreductase activity, acting on CH-OH group of donors. The record is from RefSeq and is a predicted model, not a curated record. The transcript is spliced from 2 exons. NCBI's taxonomy places the organism in Eukaryota, Fungi, Ascomycota, Dothideomycetes, Pleosporales, Dothidotthiaceae.